AUGUAUAGUCGCAUAGGCCAGGUGAUCCGCCAUCUCAGCCGUCCACUGCCCAACUACGCCCACAGCUCUGCCGCCGCAUUCCCGCCUUCGUCGCUAUCGCCAAUGACAUCAUCGUUAGCAUCGCCGUCAGCGGCCUCCUCCGCAACGGCACGCGAGAACUUCAGGAAGACCAUUUGUACGGCGGCAUGUCUGGUCAUAGGCGAUGAAGUGCUAGGCGGUAAGACGGUCGAUACGAACUCCCCGCACUUUGCGGAAUAUUGCUUCUCGCUCGGGAUACAGUUGAAGAGGGUAGAAGUCAUUGCAGAUGAAGAGAGCGAGAUCGUCGAGGCUGUCCGGCGGAUGAGUGAGAAAUAUGACUUUGUCGUGACCAGCGGCGGCAUUGGGCCUACACACGAUGAUAUAACGUACCAAUCGAUAGCACGCGCAUUCAGCCUCCCGCUCGUGCUGCACGAACAGGCCUUCGAACGCAUGCGUCGUCUUUCCAAACCUCAACAGGCAGGCCCAAACUUCAACUGGGACACUCCCUCCGAUGCCCUCACGGCACGACUACGCAUGGUGCAGCUCCCAACAGACAAAUCCCUCCCCCUCAAAGACCAAGCUCUUUUCAUCGACGACGAGCUCUGGGUGCCCAUCACCGUUGUUAACGGGAACGUAUUCAUUCUUCCAGGCGUGCCGUCUUUGUUCAAGCGGCUGCUGGUAGGGCUUAAGCCAAUCUUGCUUCCUCGUCUGAUUGAUCCAGAGGGGAAAGGCAUGCAUAGGAUACUCAUCUCUACUCCGCUGGUGGAGAGCUCGGUGGCGGCUUACCUGACCGAGCUUGCGGCGCGGGUCGAACCAAAAGGCGUCAAGGUAGGGAGCUAUCCUCGUUGGGGCAGGAGGAGAAACACAGUUACCUUGGUGGGAGCGGACAGGGAGUAUUUGGAGAGUCUUGUUCCGGAGGUCGAGAAGAAUGUUGAGGGUAGGAGGGUGCAGAGGGAGGACGAGGAUGAUCCCGAGGAUGUAGAGGAGGAGAAGAUAUAG
Molecule: messenger RNA, 1017 nt
Organism: Nannizzia gypsea CBS 118893
Lineage: Eukaryota; Fungi; Ascomycota; Eurotiomycetes; Onygenales; Arthrodermataceae
Product: molybdopterin binding domain-containing protein
Exons: 3
Coding region: 1-1017 (338 amino acids)
Source: RefSeq, a predicted model, not a curated record